AUGAUCUCCUCAACCCCCAUCUGGCAGCUCACCGACGCAGUCGUCUCCAAAGUCACCGGCAGCCCAUUGAUCAGCUAUGACUUUGCAGUCGGUAGGACGCCGUUCUCCACCCUCAGCAGCGUCACGGCAGCCCUCGUAACGUACUACCUGGUCAUCUUUGGCGGUCGCGAGAUCAUGAAACACCGCGAGCCCUUCAAGCUCCGCACCUGGACCAAGAUCCACAACGUCGCCCUGACCGGAGUUAGUGGACUGCUCCUCGCUCUUACAGUGGAACAGCUCCUUCCCCAACUUUGGUCGCAAGGCCUCACCUAUAACAUCUGUGGCCACGGCGGCUGGACCGCGCCCCUCGAAGUGCUGUACCUGCUCAACUACCUUACCAAGUACAUCGAAUUCGUUGACACAGUCCUCCUGAUGCUGAAGAAGAAGCCACUCACCUUCCUUCACACUUACCAUCACGGCGCUACCGCGUUCCUCUGCUAUGCACAACUCCUCGGCGCGACUCCCGUCAGCUGGGUACCCAUCACCAUCAACCUCUUCGUCCACUGCCUGAUGUACAACUACUUCUACCUGACAUCUUGCGGCCGCAAGGUUUGGUACAAGCGGUACAUCACCAUGAUCCAGAUCGUCCAAUUCGUUAUCGACCUCGGCUUCAUCUACUGGGUCAGCUACAACUUCUUUGCCACCCAAUAUUUCGAGGAUAGUGCACCAUUGAUGCAGAAUCAGUGCGCUGCAAACACUCGGGAGAUUGUUGGUGCGAUGACUGAGGAUAAGGUUCGUAAGCAUGAGUUCGCUGCUUUCACUGGACUGGUUUGCUUGACCAGCUACCUGUUCUUGUUCAUUGCGUUUUACUUUGCGACGUACAAGAAGCCUGCGUCGAACAAGAUCUGUGGUGCUGGGCAGAGCAAUGCGUUGCGUGUGAAGGCUCAUGUUGAGCCGAUGGUAGCGGAAAUCACACAGAAGGUGAUGAGUGUAGCGAGGCCCUUGGCCUAG
Cyphellophora attinorum is the source of this 990-nucleotide messenger RNA. RefSeq names its product Elongation of fatty acids protein 1. Gene Ontology annotation, molecular function: fatty acid elongase activity. Bases 1 to 990 code for a protein of 329 amino acids. Gene Ontology annotation, biological process: fatty acid elongation, polyunsaturated fatty acid; fatty acid elongation, monounsaturated fatty acid; fatty acid elongation, saturated fatty acid. The record is from RefSeq and is a predicted model, not a curated record. Gene Ontology annotation, cellular component: endoplasmic reticulum membrane. The transcript has a single exon. Lineage: Eukaryota; Fungi; Ascomycota; Eurotiomycetes; Chaetothyriales; Cyphellophoraceae.